UCCUGGCCUUUCCGGUCCAUUCCCGGUCCCUGCCCAUCAGAGCUCCUGGGCGCUGGCCUCUCCACCAUGUGCGGACUGCCGUCUCCUAAGGCAUCCUGUUGUGCCCGGGGCUGCCGGGUCCCGGCCACCGGGCUCCUCCUGCUCUCCUACUUGGCUUACUUGGUGCUGGGUACCGGAGUGUUCUGUGCACUGGAAGGUCGUGCGGCCCGGAACUCCAGCCGCAUCUUCCAGCGCGACAAGUGGGAGCUCCUACAGAACUUCACGUGUCUGGAUGGCCCGGCGCUGGACCUGCUGAUGCGGGACAUCAUCAAAGCAUACAAAGAUGGGACCUACCUCCUGGACAACACCACCAGCAUGGGGAGCUGGGAGUUUGUGGGCUCCUUCUUCUUUUCCGUGUCCACCAUCACUACCAUCGGCUACGGCAACCUGAGCCCGGAGACCAUGGCUGCCCGUCUCUUCUGCAUAUUCUUUGCUCUCAUGGGAAUCCCACUCAACCUGGUGGUGCUCAACCGGCUGGGCCACCUCAUGCAGCGAGGGAUGCACCGAUGUGUCCAACGGUUGGGGGGCGGCUGGCAGGACAGAGCCUCAGGCCAUUGCUGUGCACUGCAGGACCCGGCGCAGGCGCGGUGGCUGGCAGGCGCUGGCGCACUUCUCUCCGGCCUCCUGCUCUUUCUGCUGCUGCCCCCACUCCUCUUCUCCCACAUGGAAGGCUGGAGCUACGUGGAGAGCUUCUACUUUGCCUUCAUCACGCUCAGCACCGUGGGCUUCGGGGACUACGUGAUUGGGAUGGACCCCACCCGGAAUUACCCUAUAUGGUACAAGAACAUUGUGUCCCUAUGGAUCCUCUUUGGGAUGGCCUGGCUGGCCCUCAUCAUCAAAAUGAUCCUGUCCCUGCUGGAGACGCCAGGGGACAUGUGCACCUGCUCCCUACGCUGCUCCAAGGGGACAUCCAGGGUCGAAGCUGGAGGCAGGGCCCAGAAAGGGGACACGGGGCCCAAUCUCCAGGCACCGCCUCUGGAGCCUUGCAUUCUGGAUAGACAAUAUGACAAUGACAGCUCGCUGUGUUCUGGGAUUGCUACUCUUCCUCCACAGACCUCUGGUUAACCAUGACUUUCUGUGCCUUCCAGCCAGAUACAGCUAGGUGACUCAGGGUCAUCCAGUAGGCCAUGCAGCAGCUUACGGGAUGCGUCUUUGGGAACGGCGUGUGCUCCUCUUUGCCUAUUUCCUUCUUUUAGCCGUCUGCAAUGCUGACGUGGCGGCAAGAGCCCCGGCAGCCAUAUUGCACCAUGAAGCAGAGACCGUCAUUGAGAUUCAUAGCCCAGUAACAGAAGUAGCCCAGAGUCCUGGUCAUCACAGAGUCAUAGUGACAAACCAGGACUGAACACUGACUUGAUUCCUGCGAAAGUAGCAGAUGUCACAUUUGGAACUGUUGCUUGGGUGUUUCAAACAUAACGAAAUUUCAAUUCUAAAUGAUGCAUACAUAUCCAUAAGCAGACACAAUGGAGGCUAGAACCCACAAUGCCAGUGCCAGGUGAGCUUGCCUGGGACUGGCAGAGGCACAGACGGAGAGGAGGGAAACUCGGGACCCUCCACCCUCGGAACGUCCAGAGGAGUUCACAGGGCUUGCUGGUGAACCCCAGGACUGCUCCUGGAUCCUUCCCUGCUUUUUCAAAGUGAGCUGAGUAACAGCAUUCAUCCCUGUCUGCCUCCUGACUCCUGUCACCCAUGAUGGAUUUGUCCCCUAAAACCAUACUCUCAAUAAAUGUUCCCUCCCUUA
This is a messenger RNA of Mesocricetus auratus (golden hamster), 1777 nucleotides long. It is a transcript of the gene Kcnk17, whose product is annotated as potassium two pore domain channel subfamily K member 17. Gene Ontology annotation, cellular component: membrane. Bases 67 to 1104 code for a protein of 345 amino acids. Lineage: Eukaryota; Metazoa; Chordata; Mammalia; Rodentia; Cricetidae. Gene Ontology annotation, molecular function: potassium ion leak channel activity. The transcript has 5 exons. Gene Ontology annotation, biological process: potassium ion transmembrane transport; stabilization of membrane potential. The record is from RefSeq and is a predicted model, not a curated record.